AACAUGUUUUGCUGAGAAGACACAAGUGGUCGGAUCUGUCCAAAAAGUAAUUGUGACGGUCACAAGAGGCAAACAUGAAAAGCAAACCGGUUCGAAGUAAAAGAUUUUAAUUAACACAGUCUCGUCUCUUUCCUACUCUCUGUUUCAACCCUAGUUGUCGUCUUCCUCUCUAUCAAACACCAUUCAGUGUAAAAAACAGAGAGACGAAACAUAACGAGAGCUUUCCAACCCCUAAAAUAAUCCAACUCCUGAAGUUUUAAUCGGGUCCUCCUCCACCGAGUUCUUACCUCUUAGAGAUGCACCUGUCAGAACUCUGAGAUUUGUCUUUUUGCUAUAUUUUUUGUGGAUAUUUUUUUUAUGUUUCUCAGAUCCAUCAAUCUGAUCCACACACACAAAAGUUUUGAUCAUUUAUUAAGCUUUGAUCAUGAGAGGCCUCUUCUUCUUGUUCUUCUUCUUAACAUGUCUAGCUUUCUUCCCUGAUCCUCUACACGGAGGUGUACCGUACAACGGAAGCAUCGCUCCAGGGUUCGAAGGGUCUCAGAUGAAUUACAUCAACAACGACGGUAUCUUACUCGAAUCCGUCAACAAAGACUUCGGUUUCGGUUUCGUAACCACACCAGCUUCCGUCACUCUGUUCACUCUCAGCGUCGUCCACAGAAGAAGCUCUAGACUGAUCUGGUCGGCGAACAGAGCUUUCCCUGUUUCAAAUUCCGACAACCUUCAGUUCCAAGACAACGGGAAUGUGGUGCUGCGUAGUGAAGAACGAGGAUCAGAUGUUUGGAGAUUGGAUAAUUCAGGCAAAAACGCUUCAAGAAUCGAGCUCCGUGACUCCGGAAACCUCGUUGUUGUUUCCGCCGACGGAGCUUCGAUAUGGGAGAGCUUUGAUCAUCCUACUGAUACGCUUAUCACGAGUCAAGUCUUUAAAGAAGGCAUGAAGCUCACUAGCAAUGCUUCUUCUUUGAGCAACAUGACUUAUGUUCUUGAGAUCAAGUCAGGAGAUAUGUUUCUGUCUGUGAACAGCUCGACACCUCAAGUGUAUUGGUCCAUGGGAAGUGAUAGCGGGAGGAUCCCUGACAAAAACGGUGGUGUAGUGACAUCAUCGUCUCUACUUGGGAACUCGUGGAGGUUCUUUGGUGAGAAACAAGCUUUGUUAUGGCGGUUUUUGAUUACAGACAAUAGAGAUGAUAACGGUACUUGGAUAGCGGUUUUGGGAAACAACGGUGUGAUCUCCUUUACAAGUCUUGGAAGUGGUGUGUCUGCGGCUGAUUCUUCCACUAAAAUCCCAAGCGAUCAGUGUGCGACCCCCGAGCCUUGUGACCCUUACUACGUCUGCUCUGGUAGUAAAGUCUGUGAAUGUGUGUCAGGGUUGUCAAGGUCUAGGUCAGCUUGUAAUACCGGGAUCACUUCUCCUUGUAAGAAGACUGAGAACAAUGCAGCGUUGUCUGUGAAACUUGUAAAAGCUGGAGACAGGGUUGACUAUUUCGCUCUAGGGUUUGCUUCUCCCUUCUCUAAGAAUACUAAUCUUGACAGCUGUAAAGAGUUCUGCAACAGCAACUGCUCGUGCCUCGGUCUUUUCUUUCAGAACAGCUCUGGUAACUGCUUCUUGUUUGAUUGGAUUGGGAGCUUUAAAACAUCUGGAAAUGGAGGAUCUGGUUUUGUCUCUUACAUCAAGGUGGCUACUAAUGGUGAGAGAGGUGGAGAUAAGGGAGAAGAUGAUGGGAAACAUUUUCCAUAUAUAGUAAUCAUUGUCUUGGUGACGGUUUUGAUCAUCGGUGUUUUGAUCUUUGUGGCGUUUCGGAUUCUUAGGAGAAAGAAAACACCUUUGGAUGAUGAUCAAGAUCAAGAACAGAGUUCAGAUGAGGAUAACUUCUUGGAUAAUCUAUCUGGUAUGCCUAUUAGGUUUACUUAUAAAGAUCUUCAGUCGGCAACGAAUAACUUCUCUGUCAAGUUAGGUCAAGGAGGGUUUGGAUCGGUCUAUGAAGGGUCUUUACCUGAUGGUUCUCGCUUAGCCGUUAAGAAGCUUGAAGGGAUAGGUCAAGGCAAGAAAGAGUUCAGAGCCGAGGUUAGUAUCAUUGGAAGCAUUCAUCAUCUACAUUUGGUGCGGCUUAGAGGGUUCUGCGCAGAAGGAGCUCAUAGGCUUCUAGCUUAUGAGUUCUUAGCUAAAGGUUCGUUAGAGAGAUGGAUAUUUAGGAGAAGAGAUGGAGAUAUACCGUUGGAUUGGGACACACGGUUCAACAUCGCGGUCGGAACAGCUAAAGGUUUAGCUUAUCUACAUGAAGAUUGUGACGCAAGAAUCAUUCAUUGUGAUAUUAAACCUGAGAACAUACUAUUAGAUGAUAACUUCAACGCCAAGGUAUCUGAUUUUGGACUAGCUAAGCUCAUGACACGCGAACAGAGCCAUGUCUUCACAACAAUGCGUGGGACAAGAGGGUACUUGGCUCCUGAAUGGAUCACAAACUACGCGAUCUCGGAGAAGAGCGAUGUUUACAGCUACGGGAUGGUGUUGCUGGAGCUGAUAGGAGGAAGAAAGAACUAUGAUCCAUCAGAGUCAUCAGAGAAGUGUCACUUCCCUUCUUAUGCUUUUAAGAUGAUGGAAGAAGGGAAGCUUUUGGAGAUUGUUGAUGGGAAGAUGGAGAACGUUGAUGUGGAUGAUGAGAGAGUUCAAAGGGCGAUGAAGACUGCGCUUUGGUGUAUACAAGAAGAUAUGCAUUUGAGACCGUCGAUGAGCAAAGUUGUUCAGAUGCUUGAAGGAGUUUUUCCUGUGGUUCAGCCACCGUCUUCUUCCACUUUGGGCUCGAGGCUUUACUCUAGUUUCUUUAAGUCCAUCAGUGAGGAAGGUGGUGGUACGUCAUCUGGACCGUCGGAUUGUAACAGUGAUAAUUAUAUCUCCGCUGUGAGACUCUCCGGUCAGAGAUAGCAGUUAUGUGUUUUUUUUUUUGAACACAAGCCGUUAUGUGUUUUAGUUAAUCUUUAGUAUAGAUUUUUGGCUCACCAUAUGAUGUAUAUUGUGUUGUGUUUAUUUUUUCUUUAAAAUAUUGUUCUCUCAGUUUUGUAAUAUUGCAAGAUUUAUCAUCUGCUA
Raphanus sativus (radish) is the source of this 3079-nucleotide messenger RNA. RefSeq names its product G-type lectin S-receptor-like serine/threonine-protein kinase SD2-5. The transcript has a single exon. Gene Ontology annotation, molecular function: protein serine/threonine kinase activity; ATP binding. The record is from RefSeq and is a predicted model, not a curated record. Lineage: Eukaryota; Viridiplantae; Streptophyta; Magnoliopsida; Brassicales; Brassicaceae. The coding region runs from base 425 to 2917 and encodes 830 amino acids. Gene Ontology annotation, biological process: protein phosphorylation.